AUGGUGAUGUGAUGUAAAUACAUUAUUACUGAUGGAUACAGUUUACAAACAAACACUACAUUGAUAAAGAAGUUGUACGAUUAGCCAUUCUCCAAAAAGCCACAGAUAACUGAUCCUUCCAGCAACAAUGGAAUUCCAUCUCCCAUACCUAAAUACUGCCGUAGCUGGAAUCUUUGCCAUACUUGUGCUUUCCUACUUGAUCAUAAACAGGAAGUCUAGAGCUGCUGCCUCGCUUCCCAAAGCACCGAAGGUUGUGGGUGGAUGGCCUCUGUUAGGGCACAUCCACUUGUUGGCAGGACCCGAGCUUCCCCAUAUACUUUUGGGACGCUUGGUGGACAAGUAUGGACCGGUUUUUUCCAUAAAUGUGGGCCUCAACUCAGCCCUUGUGGUAAAUUGUUGGGAGGCGGCGAAGGAGUGCUUCACCACCAAUGACUUGGCUGUUUCCUCCCGUCCCAAAAUCGUAGGCGUUGAACACUUGAGCUACAACGGAGCCUUGGUGGCGUAUAGCCCCUAUGGUCCGUAUUGGCGUGAAAUACGGAAAAUAGCAACCCACGAGCUACUCUCAAACAGCAGGCUGGAGCUGCUCAAACAUGUUCGAGUGUCCGAAGUAGAGAUGAGCUUGAAAGAGUUGUACAAGCUGUGGAUCAAAAGAAAAGGAGGCUCAGGAGAAAUUUUGGUGGAGAUGAAGGAGUGGUUCGGGGAUUUGACACUAAAUGUGGUGUUUCGAAUGGUUGCUGGAAAGCGUUACUUCAACGUUAUGAGUGGUAGUUUGAGCGACGAAAAGAAGGCGCGGCGGUGCCAAAACGUCAUAAGGGAUAUGUUUCACUACAUGGGAUUGUUUGUGUUGGGGGAUGCUGUUCCGUGGCUUAGGCGGCUAGAUAUAGGUGGGCACGAGAAAGCGAUGAGAAGAACAGCGAAAGAGAUAGAUAGUAUUGUUGUGGAAUGGUUGGAGGAGCACAAGCAGAGAAGAACUCAAGGCCAAGAGCAGGAUUUCAUGGAUGUAAUGCUUUCAAUCCUCAAUGGAGCAGAUGUUGUAGGAUUUGACGCUGAUACAGUCAACAAAGCGACAUGUUUGGCCGUGAUUGCUGGGGGCAGUGACACACCCAUGGUGACUAUGACAUGGGCACUCUCGCUACUUUUGAACAACCGUCACACCUUGGUGAAAGCUCAAGAAGAACUAGACAAGCAUGUUGGGAGAGGAAGGCUAGUGAAUGAAUCAGACAUCAGUAACCUGGAGUACUUGCAAGCCAUCUUCAAAGAAACGCUGCGUAUGUACCCACCGGCACCACUCUCUGGCAUAAGAAAAUUCAGCGAGGACUGCACAAUAGGAGGAUACCAUGUCCCAAAGGACACUUGGUUGAUGAUGAACCUAUGGAAGAUCCAGAGUGACCCCCGGGUUUGGGUUGAUCCGAUGGAGUUUAAGCCGGAGAGAUUUCUUACCACCCACAAGGAUAUCGAUGUGAAGGGUCACAAUUUUGAGCUCAUUCCCUUUGGUGGUGGUAGACGAAUAUGCCCUGGAAUGGGUUUUGCUCUUCAAGUCAUACAGUUAACCCUGGCUAGUUUUUUGCAUGCUUAUGACAUCUCAACUCCAGAAAAUGCAGUUGUUGAUAUGACUGGGAGCCUGGGGCUAUCGAACGUGAAAUCCACCCCACUUCGAGUCCUCGUCAAACCUCGCUUAUCCGAAAAUGUUUAUGGAUAAUAAUAAUAAUAAACGUCAAUAAUGCAAACUAUAUAUGAUAUUUGUGGUGUAAAAUGUGACUCAUAAUGCAUUCUAUUUUUUCAGACU
This is a messenger RNA of Pyrus x bretschneideri (Chinese white pear), 1786 nucleotides long. RefSeq names its product cytochrome P450 CYP82D47. Lineage: Eukaryota; Viridiplantae; Streptophyta; Magnoliopsida; Rosales; Rosaceae. Bases 128 to 1699 code for a protein of 523 amino acids. Gene Ontology annotation, molecular function: iron ion binding; heme binding; monooxygenase activity. Gene Ontology annotation, biological process: defense response to other organism. The transcript has 2 exons. The record is from RefSeq and is a predicted model, not a curated record.